AUGCCACAUGCUUUGUGGACAGUGUGGGUCUUGGGGACCGUAAUCAGCCUGUUCAAGGAAGGGGCCCCUGAUCAGGCUUCUCCUCUGACUUGUGACCCCACGGGGGUCUGCGAUGGCCAUUCCAGAUCUUUAAUCUCCAUCCCUUCAGGGCUCACGGCAACUGUGACGAGCCUCGACCUGUCCAACAACAAGAUCGCCUAUGUCAGCAACAGCGACCUGCAGAUGUGUGUGAACCUCAGGGCUCUGAGGCUGGGAUCCAAUAGCAUUGACAUGAUAGAAGAAGAUUCCUUUUUCUUCCUGGGGAGUCUUGAACAUUUGGACUUAUCCUAUAAUUACUUAGCUAAUUUAUCAGCCUCCUGGUUCAGGCCCCUUACUUCCUUGAACGUCUUAAACUUACUGGGAAACCCUUACAAAACACUUGGGAAAACACCUCUUUUUUCUCAUCUCACCAAAUUGCAAAUCCUAAAAGUAGGACAUAGUUACCUCUUCACUGAAAUUCAGGAAAAGGAUUUUGUUGGGCUAACUUUUCUCAAAGAGCUUGAGAUCGAUGCUUCCAAUCUCCAGAAGUAUGCGCCUAGGAGUUUGAAGGUGAUUCAGAACAUCAGCCACCUGAUCCUUCAUGUGAAGCAGCCCACUUUCUUGAUGAAGAUUUCUGAGGAUCUUUUCAGUUCCUUGGGACAUUUGGAACUGAGAGAUACUCAUUUGGACAAUUUCCAUUUUUCAAAAAUAUCUACCAAUGAAACCAAGACAAUUAAAAAGUUCACCUUUAGAAAUGUGAAGAUCACGGAUGAAGGUUUUAAUGAAAUGGUGAAACUAUUGAAUUACGUUUCUGAAAUAUUAGAUGUGGAAUUUGAUAGCUGCACCCUCAAUGGAAUUGGUGAUUUUGACAUAACUGUUAUGGACACAAAUAAAGAUAUAAGUAAAAUAGAGACAUUAACAAUACGGAGAUUGAAUAUUCCAAAUUUUUACUCAUUUUAUGAUCUGAGCAGUUUAUAUUCACUUACUGGAACAGUUAAGAGAAUCACGAUAGAAAGCAGUAAGGUUUUCCUAGUUCCUUGUUCACUUUCGCAACACUUAAAAUCAUUAGAAUAUUUGGACCUCAGUGGCAACUUAAUAGUUGAAAACUCAUUGACAAACGCAGCCUGUGAGUAUGCCUGGCCCUCCCUGCAAACCUUAAUCUUGAGGCAGAAUCAUCUGAGGUCAUUAGAAAAAACUGGGGAAGUUUUGCUUACUCUGAAAAACCUGACUAACCUUGAUAUCAGCAAGAAUAAUUUCCAUCCUAUAUCUAAAACUUGUCAGUGGCCAGAAAGGAUGAAGUAUUUGAACUUAUCCAAUACAAGAAUACAGAGUUUAACCAAAUGCAUUCCUCAGACGCUGGAAGUUUUAGAUGUUAGCAAUAACAGCCUCAGUUCGUUUUCAUUGACUAUGCCACAACUCAGAGAACUUUAUAUUUCCGGAAAUAAGUUGAAGACUCUACCAGAUGCCUCCUCCUUACCCAUGUUACUCGUCAUGAGAAUCAGCAGAAAUACAAUAAAUACGUUCUCUAAGGAGCAACUUGAUUCGUUUAAAAAACUGAAGACUUUGGAAGCUGGCAGCAACAGUUUCAUCUGUUCCUGCGAAUUCCUGUCCUUUACUCAGGAGCAGCAAGCACUGGCCCAAGUCCUGGUCGACUGGCCAGGAAACUACCUGUGCGAUUCUCCAUCCCAUGUGCGGGGCCAGCGGGUGCAGGACACGCACCUCUCGGUUUCCGAGUGCCACAGGGUGGCUGUGGUGUCUGCCGUGUGCUGUGCCCUUUUCCUGCUGAUCCUGCUUGCUGGGGUUCUGUGCCACCGUUUCCAUGGCCUGUGGUACAUGAAGAUGAUGUGGGCCUGGCUCCAGGCCAAAAGGAAGCCCAGGAGAGCCCCCCCGAGGGACCUCUGUUACGACGCCUUUGUGUCUUACAGCGAGCAGGAUUCCCACUGGGUGGAGAACCUGAUGGUCCAGGAGCUGGAGCACUUCGACCCUCCCUUCAAGCUGUGUCUUCAUAAGCGGGACUUUGUUCCAGGCAAGUGGAUUAUCGACAAUAUUAUCGACUCCAUCGAAAAGAGCCAUAAAACCAUCUUCGUGCUUUCCGAGAACUUUGUGAAGAGCGAGUGGUGCAAGUAUGAGCUGGACUUCUCCCAUUUUCGCCUCUUUGAUGAGAACAACGACGCUGCCAUUCUCGUCCUGCUGGAGCCCCUGGAGAGGAAGGCCAUUCCCCAGCGUUUCUGUAAGCUGCGCAAGAUCAUGAACACCAAGACCUACCUGGAGUGGCCCGCCAAUGAAGCUCAGCAGGAGGGGUUCUGGUUAAAUUUGAGAACUGCAAUAAAGUCCUAA
This is a messenger RNA of Pipistrellus nathusii (Nathusius's pipistrelle), 2355 nucleotides long. Lineage: Eukaryota; Metazoa; Chordata; Mammalia; Chiroptera; Vespertilionidae. The record is from the annotation of a GenBank genome assembly.